GUUUGCCAAACAAAAUUUCUGCAUAACACCGACCUAAAACGCACGUGCAACUGUUAAAAGUACAAAUUGGUGUCCACGGAGAAAACUCGCAAAACAUUCCGAAAAUGUGCGAAGAACCAUUCAAUAAAUAUCAUUUAUGCAAUUUCAACGAGCUUGUCGUAGAACAAGAUUUGCCCACUGAAUCACUACAUCAGCUAUGGUCUUGCAAAUGGACAACAACGCGUUUACAAGCUAUUUUAGAUAAUUGGUUUCAAUAUAAAAAUGCGGAACCAAGCUUAGAGACUGCUGAUACCUUACUCUGUCAGGUCGUAGAGUUGACUUUGGUGUUUGUACAAAACAAUUUCACAGGACCAUUUAAGCAAUUAGAAGAAUUUACGGUCUUUUUGCAAGCAAAGCAACUACAAGAGUAUGAUCCCUUUAUACGCUUAAUGGAAAAUGGCGAAGAGAUAAAUCCAAAUGUAAAGCUUGGCGAAUUAUUAGUACUGGCGAAAGAAAUUCUAAAUUUUUUACGCCAAAGGUGGCCAGAAUCUUUGUAUCUUCAAUGGUGGUAUAUGCGCAUCGUUCACAUACAGCAGCAGGUAAUUGACGAGCUUACUAACAAUUUAUAUGAGGAGCUCAAACUCGUUGCUGAGUUUUUGCUAAAAAAUGUAGAUAAAGCGCCCGAAAAAGAACUGCAAGCGUUGCUCUACUUGGAGGUGGCAAAUGGUUAUUUGCUAUUUCAUCGUUCACAAAAGUGCGAUGAAACACUUGAGGAAUUAUGUCAGCGUUUGGGUAUAGUUUUAAAUAUAGAAGGUUUACUUGGCUUACGCACAAAAUUCCAGCAAAAGCCGCUUCCGCAACUUUGUUUGAAAGUGCAGCAUUGUAACACGGAAUUGCCUUCGGCGCAGGACACUAAUAGCAAGACGAAUCUACCCAAGUUACUGUUAUUGGACGAUGAUACGCGACUUGAGCGUAUACGCUUUAUUGAGCCCAAAGACAACGAGGUCAUGACACUGCCAAGCGUUUUGCAGGCCCUAGUAUUGGCAAGAGUCAAGCAACUUAAACGCUCGCAGCCAAAAGAUCGACUAGCCGAUGAAGAACUGGAGCCUUACAUAAAAACGCUACUUUACCAGGAGCAUGGUCCUCUACAAGUUCGUCAAUCUGCCCUGCUGCUUAACUGUGUACAAGAGUCGAAUCAACGACGCACUGUGGAGCGCAGUUGGAAGCAGUGCGAAGGCGCUGUAAAGCUUCUUGAUAGUCAUAUAUAUACAUUACCAGAACGCCUUUCAUACGCAUUCGCAGGUUUCCUGCAACCCAAGUGGCAAGUGCAAAGACAGCUAUGCGAAUUAUUACUCUCACUGGGUAUGACAAAAACUGCACUAGACAUAUACCUACAAAUACAUGCGUGGGCAGAGGUUAUUCAAUGUUAUACAAAACUUGACUUGCGUCACAAAGCCGCAGAGAUUAUACAACAGGAAUUGGCGAAGAAGCCUACAGUACUGCUGCAUUGCUUGCUAGGUGAUGCUAUAGACGAUCCAAAUUGUUAUGCUACUGCCUGGGAGUUCUCGAAACAUACGAGCGGCAGGGCGCAAGCCCAUUGGGGUUCUUAUUAUUUCCGUAAGGCUGAAUAUGCUGAGGCCAUACCGCAUUUAGAAAAAUCUGUAGAGAUCAAUUCUUUACAAGAGAAGAUAUGGCUACGUUUGGGCUACGCAGCUAUAAAACUAGAGCGGUGGGAGCUGGCCGUGCAUGCCUAUAUAACCUACACACAUAUAGAGCCAUUGGGUUUUGAGUCGUGGAAUAACUUGGCAAAGGCACUGGUGAAGUUGGGAGAUAAAAAGCGGGCACAUAAGGUGCUAAGCGAAUCAUUGAAAUGCAAUUACAACAACUGGAAGGUCUGGGAAAAUUUUAUGAUUGUCUCGGUUGAUACGUGCAAUUUGGAGGAUGCCAUGAAUGCCUACAGUCGUCUCAGCGAGCUGAAAGAUCGCUACCUUGACUUGGAAGUACUUUGUGUUACUAUAGGCGCUAUUUUAGAGGGUAAAGCUGACGCCAAGGGGCAGACUCAGGAACGUUUACGCAAGAAAGCUAUAACGUUGUUGGCGCAACAAUGUGUUAAACAUGGAAUUGAGCCGAAAGUAUGGGAGUUAGCGGCACUGCUUGCUGUCACGCCGCUGAAUAGGGCACAAAAGUUGGUGAAAUCAGUCAAUGCGUAUACCACAAAAGAGCUGGAGUGGGCAACGAAGCAGCUAUAUGCGCUCAAAGUGAUACAAAUAUGUCAGCAAGCAUGUGAACUAUCUUUGGAGGCAACCAAUGAGCAUACCCUGGAAGAAACUGAAGUAAUGAUAACCUCACAGUUAAAUUCUGCUCGUCUUGCAGCACAGGCAGUGAUACGCGCAACAGCGAAAGUUAAUGAGAAGUGGCCCGAAAAUGAAGCAGCCUUAGCUGAAUUGAGGGAGAAAGUUGAUUCGCUGACAUUGAAGGUUAAAGAGCGUAUGUAUGUUAGUUGAUAUUUUUAUAUUAAUUAGGGUAGCUAAAAUUAUUUUAAAUAAAAAUAAAGUUUAUUGCAAGUGAC
This is a messenger RNA of Rhagoletis pomonella (apple maggot), 2548 nucleotides long. Its product is annotated as tetratricopeptide repeat protein 27. Gene Ontology annotation, molecular function: protein binding. NCBI's taxonomy places the organism in Eukaryota, Metazoa, Arthropoda, Insecta, Diptera, Tephritidae. The transcript is spliced from 6 exons. Bases 105 to 2483 code for a protein of 792 amino acids. The record is from RefSeq and is a predicted model, not a curated record.